AUGUCUAGUAGAGAAAAACAUCGUGUAGUUGUAAUAGGUGGUGGAUGGUCUGGUCUUUAUGCAUUAAAAUAUUUAUUAGGUGAAGGUCUUGAUGCUCAUUUAUAUGAAGGUCGAUCACAUAUUGGAGGUAUUUGGCAUUUUGAUGAAAAUGAAAAUGUUGGUGGAGUUUAUAAAACAACUCAUGUUACAUCAUCAAAAACAUUUUUACAUGCUUCUGAUUUUCCAUUUCCAAAUUCAAUCGGUGAAUUUCCUUCUCAUGAAGAAGUAUUUGAUUAUCUUAAUUCCUAUGCUAAUCAUUUUAAACUUUGGCCAAAUAUUCAUCUUAAUUCAAAAAUUAUACAUGUUGAACCACAAUGGAUAAUUACAUUAGAAGAUGGAGUAAAAACUAUUGAAUGUGAUUAUCUUGUUGUCUGUUCAGGACAACAUCAACAUGCAAAUGAUCCACGUUAUAUUCCUCCAUUUGAUAAAUUUACUGGAACAUUUUCACAUAGUAUAACAUAUAAAAGUCCUUAUCAUGAACAAUUUAUUGAUAAAAGAAUUCUUGUUGUUGGAGGUGGUGAAACAGGAAGUGAUUUAGCUGUUGAAUUAAGUGCAACAAUUGCUAAACGUGUUUAUAUGAGUAUUCGUGAAGGUCAAUGGUUUCAAGCACGUGUAUUAGGUCAACAACCAGCUGAUAUAAUGUAUACAAUGUUAAUGAGAUUAUUUGGUUAUUAUGAUAAUAUAUUAGUUCUUUGUUGGAAACGAAUAUUUUUUGUACCAAUGUGGGGAAGUGGUGGAACAGGUGUUCCUGAAUGGGUUCCAAAAGUUCGAUUUUUACAUGGUUUUAUAAAUAAAAGUCGAGAAGUUGUUGAUUUUAUCGCACUUAAUCGUGUUAUUCCAAAACGAGGAAUUACUAAUAUUGAUAGACAAUUAAUCACAUUUGACAAAGAUGAAACUCCUGUUGAAAUUGAUCAUAUACUUUUAUGUACUGGUUACAAAUGGAAACAUCCAUUUUUUUCUCAUACUGAUAUACAUGAUUUAUAUAAACUUGUUUUUGCAUCGAAUUCUAAUGGAACAGUUGCAUUUGUUGGUACAGCAAGACCAGUAUUUGGUUCUAUACCAGCAUUAGCAGAAUUACAAGCACGUUGGGUAGCAGCAGUAUUUUCUGGUCGAUGUCAUUUACCAUCAGAAAAAGUAAUGACUAAACGUCGUCAAGAAUAUUGGAAGAGACAUACUCGUCUUUAUCCACAUGAUGAUAUUCGUCUUAAACAAUUAGUUAAUCUUUUUGAAUAUACUGAUGUCAUCGGUGAUGAAUUAGGUGUACGCCUUAAUCUAUUUUAUUUAUUUUUUCGACAUCCAAUAGCCUGGUAUCAUGUUUAUUGUGCUUCUCCGUGGUCACCAUUUCUAUUUCGUAUCGGUCGUUUAUCAUCAGAUGAAGAAAAACUAGCUUAUAAACGUCAUUUAGCAUGUAUACCAGAAAAAAAUCAAACUUUUCAUCGAUACAAUGAUGUUAUGAUUUGGGCAUGGGUGAUUGUAUUAAUUUGUUUAUUUACUUCAUUUAUUUUAAUUGUAGCUAUUCCUCUUAUUUUAUAUUUAAGUGGAAUAUUCAAAUAA
Adineta steineri is the source of this 1593-nucleotide messenger RNA. Lineage: Eukaryota; Metazoa; Rotifera; Eurotatoria; Adinetida; Adinetidae. The record is from the annotation of a GenBank genome assembly.